Messenger RNA from Podarcis lilfordi (Lilford's wall lizard), 40748 nucleotides. The record is from the annotation of a GenBank genome assembly. NCBI's taxonomy places the organism in Eukaryota, Metazoa, Chordata, Lepidosauria, Squamata, Lacertidae.
CAUGCAGAUGAGAUUAAUCAUAUUUUCCAGCAAAUAUCGCAAGAAACAAGAAAUGAAUAUGCUUUGUCCAAUGGUUACCAAUCUUGUCCUGCAAUGUGAAACUAGAACAUAAUGUUAUGAGUUGGGGAGCAGGGGAGGAAGAAGGUUGCAUGUGAGAUCCUACUAACCCCUGGACCAAGCAAGUGCUAAAUAUAAACCAGGAUAGCUUCCUGUGUUGAGGCUAUAGCCCAUGAUGGGCCAUUAAAGAAACAAAGAAAAGGGGUUAUGUGUGAGAUUGCAUAUGGAUAGACUUCCUCAUCCAGUUCCUGGUUAGAAGGAUGAAGCCAGAGUUUGGAGUUCAGUUGCACUGCAGUGAUGUGAUCCAAAAGUAAAGCAGCAAGCUGGAGAGACAGUCAGGCAAGAGACAUUCCCAGCCCUACCAGCCAGUCAAUAGUUAAGAAUGAUGGGAAUUGUAGUCCACAGGUUCCGCCUCCGCUUUAAAGGAUCAAAUCACGCUCAGGCUUUGCUAUCAGAUCCUGGUUGAUGUGAAACAAGCCAGUAAGACAAGAAGGGCCCAAGAACAUGAGCCAGAGACCACAAACUGGAAAAACCCCAAUAUAGUGCGGGGGAUGGGGGAAAGCAAACUAAAACCUCCAGCCAAUAGGUGCCUGGGCAAUGCAUUCUGCAUUGUCAGCAUUCUGCAUUGUGGAAACAGCAAGUCCUUCGCUUGUAGCUCUCCCUGCAGCUUGCACAGUUCUCCUAUUCUGACCGAGGCUGUUAUGGUGGGCGUGCAGCUUGUGUGCGCUGCUGCACUCGGUGCACAUCCUCCUGGUCAGAUUCUGAGUUGUCGGUGAGGUCCUCGUGGUGGACCCUCGGUUGGAACGAUGAGUUCGACCGGAAUCCUUGCACUGACCUCUCGGCGGCUUCGAUCGCCAGGGCCUCCUCUGGGGCGACCUGGAACAUCAGGUCCUUCUUGGCGUAGAGGCACCGCUGCAGCUUCUCGUCCCUCAGUCCGCCUUAAGGCUGUCGCAGAGCAUGUUCUCCAGUUCUGUGAAGUUGCAGAGCCGGGCAGCCCAGCAGAGGGAGGUCACAUACCUGGUUAUGGUUUCACCAGGGGCCUGCCGCUUUGGGUAGAAGGCGUUGCGACACGCUACAACUGAGGUAGCCAGAAGUGGCGAGAAGUGCCCCUUCAGCCGUUCCAUUAUCGUGUUGUAGGGAACGGUCACGAUAUUUGCAGGUGCGAGGAGGACUCAGGCGAUCUCGAACAUUUCUUCUGCACAGAAUCUGAAGAACGUCGUCCUCUUCUUGGCUGCGUCGGUGAUGUCCUUUGCCUCCAGGAGGAACUGGAAACGGCUGGUGUAUCCUCCCCCAUCUCCUGAGGCUGGGUUGAAUGGCGUGAAGCUGUUAUCUGUUGCCAUUUGGGGUCCUUGGGUCGCAGAGCUGUAGCCUGGAUACGUGGUGCAAUGCAGCAGUGUUGCCAGUGGCGGCAGCGGUGCAGUGAACAGCGGACAGCUCAGCAGGAUCCUACCUUUGCCGCCAGUGAAAUAUACUCGGAGUCGCGUAGUGAUUUCAUGCUCUUUAUUACAGCUCAUAAAACAGUGAAUGAAUUUCCCCCAAAACCUCAAGCUUUAUAUACAGUGGUACCUCUGGUUACGUACUUAAUUUGUUCCAGAGGUCUGUUCUCAACCUGAAACUGUUCUUAACCUGAAGCACCACUUUAGCUAAUGGGGCCUCCUGCUGCUGCCGCGCCACCAGAGCACGAUUUCUGUUCUCAUCCUGAAGCAAAGUUCUUAACCCGAGGUACUAUUUCUGGGUUAGCGGAGUCUGUAACCUGAAGCGUCUGUAACCUGAAGUGUCUGUAACCCGAGGUACCGCUGUACAUUAUUUACAAUCCCGCCUGAUUCUGCUUCCCUCCUGGAGCCUGAUUGGGCCGCUCCUGCAGGCCAAUCAGGUUGUUGCAUUCUAGGAUCCCACCUACCUAUUCUAGGAUCCAAGCUUAGUACACAACAGGCACCAACUAAACGCCCCAGCCUUGUGGCGUGCGAGUGAGGGGGUGGAAUAUCCCGCACUUUUCAUAGGAAGCAGCAGCUGGGAUUGAACGGAGCUUGCUCUUGGUAGCCAAUCAGUUCCAGGGGGUGAUACCUCAGGCGGGGAAUGAGCGCGGAAAGAAAAGUCGGAGACUUUCCUAUCGUAGGGAGUAGGCGGGCGGCGCUCUUGUGUUGCCUGAAUGACAUGCGCCACUACCGGGGGAGGGGGUGGGGGCAAGUAGGGAGGAUUGUGCGCGCGAGAACCUUUCAAAUGACGAAGAGAGGGUAGCGGGCGGGCUUGUUUUUCCACACCAACCAAUGAGGGACUCCUUUAACUCAGGGCGCGAAUGAGCGCGCGAAAAAAGAGGCAGAGACUUUUCAUACCGUAAGCGGUAGGCGGGUCCUUGCUUCUGCUCUCUGGCCAAUCGCAGGCUCUACUACCUCAGACCGGGAGAGGAAACUAUGCGCGCGAAAGAGACUUACCUAUAAUAACGGAGAGGGCGUAGUGGGUGGGGCUUGUUUUCCCCCCUCAACCAAUGAGAGGCGUAGUCACCUCAGCGUCUCGUGGUCGCGAGCGCUGAGACGGCGCGCUUUUUGCUUCUUCCGCCGUCUCCCCUCACGGUGCUCCCGGGGCGGUUUUGAGGCCUAGCUUCUGCCAGGUCGCCUCUUUUCGUCUUCCGAUGGAUCCCGCCGAGGCCGAGUUCCUGGCCGAGCAGGAGCUGGUCACCAUUAUACCCAACUUCAGCAUGGACCGGAUUUACCUCAUUGGGGUGGGUCGGCGGCGGAGGGAGCCCGGCUGGCGGGACGUCGGAGGCGGGUAGUCAUGAAAUGCCGACCGAGGUCGAAGUGUGAGGAAGAGAACAUUAUGGGAUGGAAGCAAAGGGGAUAAGAAAGUGGGGCGGCCGGCGUGGGGUGGGAGAUCAGCGUUUAAAAGACGAAAUCGUGGAGCGGAGGGCGGGGGCUUGCGGUUAAUUAAUAGUAAUGUUUUAUUAACGGUGUAGUUGUGCUAUAUAUUCCGCUAAUAAGUACCUCGAACGGAAAAAAAUGGCGGGAAAAGCACACCCAAUAGUAGUUACUUUUAUUACUGCUUAUGCCUCGCCUUUGAAUAACGCAGGCAGCUCUUGAAAGGAGGGAAGAAGCAAUGAAAAAACGCACGACUCCUAGCACCUUAUCGAAACAAAACGCUUAAAAAAUGGAAGAUUAGAAAUUAUCAGUACAUGGUCAUUGAGCAAGAGUCAACUUUAUUCAAAUCAUAUUAAGCAAUAAAAAGAGAGCCUUACGUCGCUUUGGAAGACAGUGUUGUAGCCAACGAAGUGCUACUCAGAGUAGACCCAUUGAAAUUAAUGAAUCCAAGUUGCAUCAAUUUAUUGCCUUUUUAAUUUCAGCAGCUCUACUGUGUGUAUGACUUAACGUUGGCUACAGUACUAAUAAAUCUGUUACAGCUUUAUAGUUUACUUUUCACCAUGCAGUCCCAAUACAAAGUUGCAUACUGCUUUAAACAACACACUAGCCGCAUUGUUCUGCAUAACAACACCAAUAGAUUGUAAACACGAACACAAAACCAUCAGGAACACUGCAGAGUGAGUGGUAUGCUGGACUUGGCCUCUGCUGGGGCUAGAUGCAGCUCUGAAGCUCAGAAAGGAGUACAUUCCACAACUUGGGGGCCAUCCCAGAGAAGCUCCUUCCAUGUACCACCACCCCACAAGCUUAACAGGAUGGUGAAACAGCCUGCUGGACAUUCCUGCAGAACUUAAGACAGGUUUAUAAGGGAGGGUGUGCUCUUUAUUUUGGGACUGCAGAUUGUUUAGGGCUUUAUAUGCCAGUGCAAGAGCCAUGAAUUGGGAUGUCUUCCCUUCUUGGCAUUGUGUUAAAACACACCUGAAUGUUCCAGACCAGCAAAUGGCUAAAACUUCAGCAUCUGUAGAGGUGGUCACAUUUUCUGAUGGUCAGUUAAGCAAGGGCAUUUGAUUAGCAGCACCUGUCUGCUACUUAGCCUCUUAAUUCCUAUGGAAGCAGUAAGGGUGUACCUAGUUUUCCACACAUGUCUUCUCCAUUUUAACUUUAUUUUUGUUAAAUAAAUAAUGACACGGUGUAAUAUGUUUUGUUGUUCAUCUGAGGUUUUAUUUACGUAAUUUUAAGACCUGCUAAGAAACAGAUGAUUGUUAUUUUGCUCUGACAUGUAAAACCACAGAAUUCAAAGAGGGUGUACUUUCUUUUCCCCAUGACUGUACUUGGGUGUUGCAAAACAUUCUCUUUUUGCUACAGUUGGGAAAUAAUGUGUGUUGCAGUUAUCCCACAUUUUAGGAUACAAAUCCUUUGAAGGCGGCUUUAAAGAAAUUAUUAAACAACUUUAAAAAACAACAAGCAAUAUCAACAUUUUCAAAACCAUCAGGAUAUUUCCCACAAGACAGUUUAUUGUAUUGUAGGGGAGACAAAGAGCAGGUUGAUAAUGACUUUGCCUGACUCCCAUUUCUCCUGCAGUCCUCCAUACAUGGUCAUGUCUUUUGAAUAUAUUAAAGAAUAAACAUCUCAGAUGAAAUGAGGGAAUAACCUAUUUGUGGUCACUGAGAAUAUAGCUAUAUCUGAAUGGAAACACGUUGGCUACUCCUGCAGUAGACAGUGCUGUACUAUAUGGACCAUUGACCAGCUUAAUUAUAAUAUAGCUUUGAAUUAUUCCCUGAAAAUUCAGCUUAGUCACUUCUCCCCAGAAAUGAAGCUUAACAAGCAGUUAAAGAAAUUAGAAUUGCCAAAAAAAAAAAAAAAAAGGACUUUUCCUUGUGGUGGUAUACAUGCUUUGUAUUCAAAAGGUUUGAGGUGUUAUUCCUACGCAUCUCUAGGCAGGGCUGGCAAAAACUCAUGUAUGAAACAGUGUAGAGUUUCUCCCAUGCAAUGUCAAGUCCUUGAGCUAGAUACAGUUAUACAAGGCAGCUUCUUAUGCACCUCAUUGUGAAUGUCUCACUUAGGGGGACUUGGGUCCCUUUAAUCCUGGGCUGCCUGUGGAUGUGCCUCUCUGGCUGGCUAUCAACCUAAAGCAAAGACAGAAGUGUCGACUUAUACCUCCAGAAUGGAUGGAUGUAGGUAAGAACUAUCACCUGCAAGUAAAUUAUUAACUGUGAGUGGCCUCUCAUAGGAGUUGGAUCUUUGCUGCUUGAGUUGAAGUUAUUGUUUCUCAAUUGCUAGAAUAUCUUUAAUUGCUUUAAAAAUUUGUUUACCUGGCUAUCCAUCCACAUUUAUUGCUGCAUCUCAGCAUAGGUUUUAAAAAUUAUGAUUGAAUGUUAGUUUCUAAAGUUCUUAACUUCUUAUUAAUGUUUUAAAAAUAAUGUACUUUUUUCAAAAAUAGAAAGCUAUACUAAUUUCAGCAAUAUGUGAUAUAGGCAGUGCUCUAAUUCUUCUUACACACACACACACACAUACGUAUAUAUAUAACACUUACACACAAACACACUGCUGUAUCAAAAAUAUAUCAACUGUUUACAACAAUAUAAAAAAGUAAGUUUAACAAGUGAAUUCUAAGACAUCCAGAAUUAUGAUUAUAUUAGUGUGCUUUAACCUUGAUUUCAAAUAUGUGUUUUCAUGGCAAAUCAUUAUGUUUGUUCACAAAGGUCUGUAGUAGUGAGAUGAUUGCUCAUUCAUGUUAAGCACAACUCUACCUAACUUGCCGACUUGUGCUAUUAUCACACCAGGUUUUUUGAGUCUUGAUGGAGAAUGGCUUCACAAUAGAGGUGCUGAUUCCUUUAGGAGCCCUAGUAGUACUGUUACCGAACAUGACAGCAUGCUAGCUAGACUAACAGAUUCCUGUUAGUAACUUUUCAUUGCUGAAGCUCCUCCAUGGGAAUGCUGUCUCCUCUUUAUGCAGUGUAUUGAUGAAGUGGUUGUUCUUGCAGGAUUUAUUUCUGCUGGAAGCAGGAAAUUACAACAUCUAGUUCUUUGUAUACCAUAUCUCUUUUUGAUCACUUUCUAGAAAAACUGGAGCAAAUUCGGGAUCAGGAGCGCAAGGAAGAUACUUUCACUCCAAUGCCUAGCCCAUUCUACAUGGAAAUAACAAAGUUGUUGCUGAACUAGUGAGUGUUUUUUGAUUGAUUUAGAAAAUAUAUCCUGAUAUUCCAAUGUAUUUGCCUAUCUCAGGGUAGCUUACAGUUAAAAGCCAAAUCAUUCCAUGAAAGGAAUCCCCACUGGCAAGAUUUCUAGUUGACAGUUCUAAUAUGAACAAACAGUUUAGUGAACAAACCAUUUAGGGUCACAUUGGAUUUCAUCUAGAUGAUGGCGAAUUUUAUAUAUGAGAGAAUGACAGCCAGAAGGGAACAUUAAAUGAACAUUGUCCAGAGUGCUUAUCAAAUGCAGAUGUUUGCGUCUAUUAGUAUGGUGCUUAACUUUUGUUGUAAUGGCAGUAUAUCUCUCUUCUGUAACCUUUAGCUUCAAAACGAGGUUGACACAGAGUUCAAUAUUCUCAUAUGCAAUAAUGUAGAAUUCAGCUCAUCCAGUGUUUUGUAGCUUCAGAUAUGGGGAAAAUAAACAACAACUGCUUUAGAAGCUGAUGAAUAUUGCUUAUGUCCAUCAAUUUAUGAAAUGAGCAUACAAAGUGACAAUUGUUCUUUAGUAGCUUAUUCUAGGAAUGUAGAAAGCUUACCUUUUAGAGUCAGGCCACUGCUCCAUUUAGCUCAGUAUUUUCUGCACUGAUUGGCAGUGGCUUUCUUAUCUUGCUUAUUUCACAUUAAUGUUUUAGAUUCAGAUAGGUAGCAGUGUUGGUCUGACGCAGUCAAAAUACCGUAUUUUUCGCACCAUAGGACGCACCGGACAAUAGGACGCACUUUGUUUUAGAGGGGGGAGAACAAGAAAAAAAUUUUUUUCCCCUCUCUGCCCAGCGCCCCUUCAGUGAAGCAGCAGGAGGCGCUGCGCAGAGAGGGGGAGAACUUUCCCCCUCUUGUCUUCCUGCUCUAAAACAAGGUGCCGUUUAAGGUGCGUUCAGGCGGCUACCUUGGAAGCCUGGAGAGCGAGAGGGGUCGGUGUGCACAGACCCCACUCGCUCUCCAGGCGUCAGGUUACUUUAGACCAGCUCUUUGGGGCGGGCGGGGGGUAGCCCACCACCACCCCCCAAGAGCAGGUCAGGGAGCAGCGGAAAGACGCAGCGGAGAGGCUCCUGCCAUAGCCGCGGGUCACCUCUCCAGCCAGGAGAGGGUCGCAGGGCUAUGGCUUCUUUAGCCCCACGCGCGCUCUCCCGGCUGCAGAGGUGACGCGGGGCUGUAGAGGCUGCUGCCAUAGCCGCGCAUCACCUCUCCAGCCGGGAGAGGGUCACGGGGGCUAAAGAGCCAUGGCCCGCGACCCUCUCCCGGCUAGAGAGGUGACGCGCGGCUAUGGCAGGAGCCUCUAUAGCCGCGCAUCACCUCCCCAGCCGGGAGAGGGUCGCGGGGGCUGCUUUAGCCCGCGCGCACUCUCCCGGCUGGGAGGUGACGCGCGGCUAUAGAGGCUCCUGCCAUAGCCGCGCGUCACCUCUCCAGCCGGGAGAGGGUCGCGGGGGCUGCUUAGCCUCGCGCACGCUCUCCCGGCUGGGGAGGUGACGCGCAGCUUUAGAGGCUCCUGCCAUAGCCGCGCGUCACCUCCCCAGCCGGGAGAGCGCGCGCGGGGCUGCUUUAGCCCUGCGAGUGCUCUCCCGGCUGGCGAGGUGAUGCGGGGCUGUAGAGGCUCCUGCCAUAGCCGCGCGUCACUUCUCCAGCCAGGAGAGGGUCGCGGGGGCUGCUUUAGCCCGCGCGCGCUCUCCGGCUGGAGAGGUGACGCGCGGCUUUGGCAGGAGCCUCUAUAGCCGCGCGUCACCUCUGCAGCCGGGAGAGGGUCGCGGGGGGCUGCUUUAGCCCCGCGCGCGCACUCUCCCGGCUGGAGAGGUGACACGGGGCUGUAGAGGUUCCUGCCAUAGCCGCGCGUCACCUCUCCAGCCGGGAGAGGGUCGCAGGGCUAUGGCAUCUUCGCUCCAUAGGACGCACACACAUUUCCCCUUCAUUUUUGAAGGGGAAAAAGUGCGUCCUAUAGAGCGAAAAAUACGGUAUAUAAAAAAAUUGUCCAGUAGCACCUUAGAGACCAGCUAAGUUUGUUCUAGGUAUAAAUUUUCAUGUGCAUGCACACACAGGUAUCUGAAGAAGUGUGUACGCACACGAAAGCUUAUACCCAGAACAAACUUAGUUGGUCUCUUAAGAUGCUAGUGGACAAUAUAUAUGUUUUAAUUAGUUUUAGAAUAUGUAGUGCUGUUUUAAUAUGUUGUGAUGGUAUAGUGGAAGGUAGUUUUGAAAUACUUAUAAAAUAUCUAGAGGUGCCAGGGAUUGAAUCUGGGACCAUUUGCAUGUAAAGCAGAUGCUCUACCAUUGAAGUACAGUUCUUCACCCAUUCUGAUAAUUUUCCCUUCUCCAUUAGUGCUGUGGACAAUAUUCCAAAGGCAGAUGAGAUCCGAACAUUGGUUAAGGAUACCUGGGACACUCGAAUUGCAAAACUCCGGUUGUCUGCUGAUAGCUUUGUUAGACAGCAGGAAGCUCAUGCCAGGGUAAGAGGAAUCUGUGAUGAGUUGCUAAGUUUUGUAGUGUAGUACAUGAAAAUAUAUGAGUAGUGCAUGUUCAAGCAGUGUGUUGUGGGAGUCAUCUAAAAUUGAUUGUGAAAGUGGCAGCGGUUCCCUAGUUAGCAAGAAAUGGCGGCAGCAGGUCUGGUUUUUUGAUUGCUGCUCUUUUGACACUGAUUUAUACUUGCAAGCAUUGUAUAGUCUUUUGCAUGAAUGUUUGCAAUUUUGCUUUGAAUGUUAUGAAUCACCUGUGCACUGAAUCUUACUUAUUGAAUGAUGAUAUGCACUGAUCUUGCCAUUAUGUACAGCACUAGAGAGCUCCAGUCAAAUGCAUCUUGCUGCUAAGAUGCAUGAAGCAAGUCUGUUCUUGAAAUACUUGUGCACAUUUGUAGAUGUGCUCCCUUAAUCUGUAUUAUGUGAAACCACCCUAUUUUCUAGUUUGGUUCCAUAUCAGGAUGUUGGGACAUAUACUGUAUAAACAUCAUGUAUGUAUAUAUGUGAAACAGUUCAGAUACUACAGCAGCCUUUCCCAACUCUGAUGUUUUAACUACAACUCUUACCACAUCCCUGUUUGUUUGUCAGGCUGGCUAGGUCUGAUGGUAGCUGUAGUCUAAAACAACUCAAGGGAGCCAGGUUGGUGAAGGCUGCACUGCAGGAUUUUUUCAUGUGGCUGGUGUCCCAUUACUACCCCCUUCUCCCAAAUUCUGUGAGCAGAAAUUCUAUAUGGAACACAACAACUGGACUGGAUUAGUAGGCUAUCUUUGCUGUAGUCCUGUUUGAAAUAUUUGGGGACAAUUUUCAAGACUGAGAAUUCAGGAGGAAAUAAAUGUAUACAUCAGGGAUUGGGAACCUGUGGCCCUCUAGAUGUUCCUGGACUCUACCUCCCAUCAGCCCCAGGCAAUGUGUCAAUUUUCAUGGAUGAUGGGAGCUGAGAGUCCCAACAAUUAAAGGGUCACAGGUUUACCAUCCUUGGGGUAAGUGAAACUAGGGGAUCUCUUCCCCUAGUCAAUAAAAACACAAUCUAAUCUUACAUGUUUUUGGAAGAUUAUGCAUAAAUGUCACUAAGCCCUGGCCUUGCAAUUAUGUGAACUAGAAACAUGUUUACGGAAACUAUUGAGGGGUACAACCACAUUCUGUUAUUCCUUACGUGACCACAUAACUAUGUAAUUUUUUUUACAAAUCUUGUGCUUAUUGUUUUGUAACAUUUGUUCCUUCUCUCUUAUAAGGUGGAUAAUCUGACUCUAAUGGAGAUCAACACUACUGGGGCUUUCCUUACUCAAGCUUUAGAUCAUAUGUACAAGCUCCGUACAAAUCUCCAGCCUGGAGAAAGUUCCCAGUCUCAGGACUUUUGACAACCGAAAUCUUCCAUGAAAUACAUUCUGACAUUCUGCUUCUCAGCAGUUUUUCCUGAGCUUUAGGCAGCUGCCUCAGUAAAAUAUUGGUCUCCAGUACUCCUAUAAGAUUGUAUUGAAGGCAAAGACGAUGUCAGGGGAAGGUUCAGUAUAACAUAUCCUUUUGUGGACAAAUACUGGAAAACUAAGGCUGAUCCAGUCUGCCAGGAACACAGGGGUUUGUAUCUAUCCUCAGCAAUUGGGGUGCAAAGCCUUUUUUGACAAUAGCUCUCCUCAGCAAACAGAUGAUCCUGUGCAACAGUCCUCUCAGUUCCUGUGUGACUGUCAUUCCAAGGUGAAUUGGCUGCAGCUCUUUGCAGUUGCCUUGCUACUUUGUUGGAUUGCUUUACUCUCAGUCUUAAAACUAGAAGAAAAUGAAUUGAUCCUUCUCCACAGGAUCCACUUCCUCAGUGGGCCCUUAUUUUCAGAUGUCUCUGGGAAAGAUGACAGAGUGAGACUAUUUUAUACACCUGGCUGCACAGCACUCCUGUGAGCCUGCCUGGGGAAUGAUAACCCAUCUUUUCAGCAGGGCACUGUGUGCUUCCACUGUGAUAUCACUUACUGCAGUCUAUUUGUCAACUGUCCUCAAGAGAUAAAGGAUCCUCUCUGGUUGCUUUGUCAGCAACCACUGAAGUGAACUGCUUUGUGUAUGUGUGUCUGCAGAAAGUGAGAACAUGUGCCUUGUUUCUGUUUUUCACAGAGUAAAUCGAUUUGUUUUGUGUACCAGCAUUUUAUCUCUGCUGUAGACUCUUUGCUCUAAAUUUCCUAAAGCCAGUCACUUGCUAGUCAGAAUCUACCCCAUUUUAAUUAUGUAGGUAUUCAUUGGCUGUUAGGACUCAGGCCCUCAGUCAUACAGUGAGUGCUCCUACCUGUCUGGUUUGUAACCUUUAUAGCUGUUGGUAGGGGCAGAAGGGAAGAAAAUAAUAAAGAGGAGGGUAUAGUCCAAAUACUGUUAUGUUGACACUUGGCAAUGAGGCAGAUUCUUAACUAGACUGCAGUAAAGUGUACAUUGUUUAGGCAGCAACACACUGACCUCUGCUGGCUGUCUGCAAGAUACUUGAUCAUUAAAGUUUUUCAAAAAGUAUUGUGAUUUUGUACUUUUUAGUGCAAUGUUUGUAAAAAAUUUUUUGAAAUGCUUGAUAUUUUUAUAAUGCUGAGUCCCAGUGCAAGCUCAACCUGUUAUUUUUUUCAUUUGCAAUAUAAAAAAUGUAGGAGAGGUUAAAUUUGUUGGAAAUUCACACCAACACUGAAGAAACUAUGUAGUGACAAAGUAACAUUAUUGAUGAUGGUGCUAGAUGUUGCUUGUAAUGGGAGAAUAUAUACCAUACCACUUCAACAAUCUUAAAUGCGUACUACUUUAAUCUGUAACAAUCUUUGCCUUGUUUGAGGAAUCCAUUAAUCAUACUUACUUCAUGCAAAAUCAUGAUUUCUAACUGUUUGUUCCUUCAAUAGCAUCUUCUGCCAUAUUUUGUGCUCUCUAGUAUUACUUAGUGCUGACUUGUGAGCUAGUUCAGCUUAGUGCUAGCUUUUGGAAUUCAUGUCCUAGGGUGGCUGUGUAUGUUCUAGUCCCUGCAAGUUUCUAGCUUGCCUGCUCAUCCAAGUGGGGAAUAAACAACUAGCUCAGUGUAUAGUUGGGGCAAUGGCAGUAUGAUGCCUUCAUAGUGAAUACUGUAUAAAAUGCCAAAUUGUGUUGAAAGGUUUGAUCUGUGUCUUUAAGCAUAGUUAACACUUCGAAUUUUAAUUUAUACACAGUCGGUGUAGUUUCCAUCCACCACUGGGGCUGCUGGGAAAAUAAUCCUUUGUCAUGAUUUAGGAACAUUUUAUUUUUUGGAUGUUGUCAGAAAUUACAGCAAUAUAUUCAUAAAUACCUAAUUACUACAUUCAACAAAUAUAUUACAUUACAUUAAAUUCAAACAAGUACACUUAAAACAGGUUUAAUUUGUCUCACAGCAUCUAAACUGCCCCAGCCAGUCUGGGCUUUAUCCUCCUGCUCUCCCUUCAUGCUCUGUGUUUAGUUGCUUGAGAAAUUCUGCACCUCUUAUAACAACAACCAGUCAGCAUGGCCCUGGGGGCAACGGAGAGCAAAUGGGGUAGUCUUGAGAAUUUAAGCAGUGGGCCAGAAAGUUGGGGACGGAUGGGGUAGGUGGGAGAAGGAAUUGACUCCCAUCAUUGUAGAAAAGAAGAGAAUGUUUUGAAAGAUGGGUUGCUCCAAGAUGGGAUACUGUAGUUUUCAUACUAGCACCUCCUAACCUCUCUGCCUUCAUGCUUUUUUGCAUUGUUUGAGGGAAAGACAUACGUAUUUCAGACAACGCAGGCUUGUUCUAAAUGGGAAAUUGUGACUGAUCUGGCAGCUUGUGUACCACUGAAUCUGGAUUUGAAUUCAACUGAGUUUGAGUAAGUGCACAUUCAUUAUUUACUCUUGUAUGUAGAUAUAUAGAAAUCAAGCCAAUUGGCUCUAAUGUGUGUCCUUAAACAGCACAUGUUGGGCUUGUAAAAGCUGGAGCAGCGUGGUGCAAGCAUCUUCCCAUAUAGUCUAGCCUACAUUCUGCUCAGUUGAAAGAAAAAGAUACACAUAGUGCAAUUACAUUUAGAAAAAUGAGUGCAAUGGCCUCCUCCUUUCUAUGCCUAUCUCCCCCUGCCCCUGUCCAUUGCCAACACUAGGAUAUAAAAGCUGUAAUCUACACUGACUUGAAAGACACUGCUACUGCAACAAUUUGAUAGACAUGGUAUGGAAAUAUCAUCCAAAUUACCCUCAGUUAACACUCAACCUUGAUAGCUUGAAAGUGGAUGUAUAAUUAUUUGGACAGAAAUAAAUUAGUAGAGCCAUUAAUGUUUUAUCCCAUCUUUGUUCCCGUAACACCUUCCUAAUUAAACUAUGACUUUCUAUAUUACCACCACCCCUUAGGUUUAUCUGACAAUGCCAGCUUGUUGCCUUCUGUCAAUACUUCACAUAAAUACUUUACUCUGGUCAUAUAUUGAAACCUGAAUGGCCAGAAUGAGCACUGAAACUACUGCAAACUGAGUUUUCCUGUGGUCCCUUAUUUUGAUACAUUUCAGCUGACCUAAGGGGGUGUGACUAAAAUAAGUUUUUAAGGUGUAAUUUUGUAUUCUGCUUUUUUGGCAAGACCUAUUUUAUGGAAUGAAAUAGUAUUAACGACAAUCAGGUAAUUUUUUUCCUUUGAAGGCAAAUGAGUGAUAAUGACCUAACAUCAUUCAGAGGGGGAAAUAUGAGUGACCUUUACAUUUUUCUGCUCUUUUCUUCCAUGCUCCAAUAGAGCCGAUUGUCUCAGUACAUCAGGGAAGGAUAUUCAGAAUACUAUUACAGAAACUGGCAGCUUUAGCUGUUUGAAGGAUCACUUGCUAAUGUGAAAAAAAAAAUCUCUUUCUGCAUUCAGGAAGAGGACAUUGUGUCACACAGGUCCAUAAAUUUGCUCUAGGUUUCUUUCUUGUUAUAAUAGAUAAACUUUCUUCUGGAGGCUGGUCAGGGCUUUGGUAUUCUUAAGAGUUGCAUAGAAAAGGGAAUUGUGGCAGGUGUAGGUUUGUCACACAGUGGUGAGGAAACUGCACCAGCUGAAUUUACUUCUAAGCAGCUAUUUAAAAGGAUAGAAGCAUUGUUUUACUUUGCAUCUGGCCACUGUAGAGUCCUACAAGAGCACACCCGCUUGCCUUUCAUUGUCAUUAUUCGGGGAAAGAGAAUUUUUAAUAGCAACAGCAAAAAGCAUUGCAUAUCAGCUACUAAAAUUAUAAAAUGCAAAGAGGCUGACAAAAUUCAGUGAACCUUGACUAUAAAGGUGCUACAAAUCCCCGGGUUAUAUUAUAUUCUUGGUCAAAAUAUUGUGCUUUUGCCACACAUUCUGCAAAUAUUGGUUGGUGAGGCCUUGAAUAGUUAAGGCAAAGGGGGGAACAAUUUUAAACUUGGGAGGGCUGGGCCUUGCUUUUGUAUAUAAUCCCCUCAAGUGUGAAAGAUCAGUGCACAUAAAAUCAUGUGGCUGAUCCUUUAUAAUAUUGAUUCUAGGCUUCCCUUAAAGGGACGUAGAUUAAUCUAACAGCUUCCAUACAUCACAAAAGACUGGUGCUGCCAGACUGAUAAACAAAGCAAAGGGAGAACCUGCUUUGUCAGGCAAGGCUUUAAAAAUCAAAGCUUUGAGCUUUUUUAGAGCAUGUUUGCAGACCAGAUCAGUUGGUGAAUGGAUGUCUGGCUUAUCCACCUUGCCUUUAAUUUCUAGUGCUGCCAAUUUAAAAUUUAAAUGCAUGGAUUAUAAGGAAGGAUAGCAAAACCACCUGCUAGGACUGUGUAUGAAAAUGUUGUUUAAUACUUAAAUAUGGAAAGAAAACACUAAUCCAAACUAGCUCUUGAUAACCAGUCAGAGGAGUCCUAAAUUUUGGCAGGAGCUACAUGGGCCAAAUAAGACAUGACUUGGGUAAAACUUUUUUCUUUUUCUUUUUAAAUCUCUCUUACCUGGGUUUAGUACAAGGCUGAGGGGUCCCAUGGACCUAGGAGCCUGGGACCUAUUUUUAGUGUAUGUGACCCUCCUGCUGCAGGAGUGCAUGGCAUGUGAAUAACAUGACCAUGUGGAUAAGCCAACUGAAUGCUGUGCAAACUGCACUGGCAGUCAGGUAUGAAAGACCCAUGAAAUCUACCCUUGUGGUCUCAUGUACACAUGCAUUCUUGUGGAACAGGGUCACACUGUGCCAGAAGUAGCUUCUGUGCUACUGGGUCUGUAUAUGAAGCAGGUUGGAAACAGACAGCUUCAGGCACAGAUCACAGUAUUUUUCUUCCUUUGUAUUAACUGUUUGCUGUUUUUGGAAUAAUGUUUCCUUCUUUGGAAGCCUCACAUAAUUGAUGCUGCUAGUGCUACGAUUUUGAGUGGUGUUGGUUAAAGGAACAAAGCCAAUUAUUGUCCACUAACGUUGAUAGUGUAGUCCCUAAGAUCUUCUCUCAAUAGCAACAGAUCAUAUGACAUUCAGUAUUCCAAGUGCUUGAAGAAAAAAAGGGUAGCAGGACAGGGGGAAAUGGGGAAAAGAAACUCCAGUUGCGCAGGAGAAUUUACUGUACCAGAAACUGGUGCUAUGCAUCGCAAAAUGCCUAAGUGAUAGCACGUGCCCCAGUGGAAAGCUUUUUCCUUAAAAUUCUUUUAAAAAAACAUUUCAAUAUUUUUUUCAUGUCCUGACCAGCAGCAGUACAAACACUAAAAGCAAGCUAUCUUUUUGCCAAAAAGAAAAAAAAGCAGAAACAUAUUGAAAAUGGCAAGCUUUUUAUAACAAUAAUUAAAGUAAUAAAAACAUACAAAACAUUUUUAAAUAUAUACACAGUACAAGGCUGAAGCACCUUUUUCACUCUUUAAUUGUAAAAUCUUUGUAUGAAAAUUCUACCCACUGGGGUACAUAAUCUGUGUGUGUUGUAUGUAUAUCACUGUUCUGUACAUCCUCCCCUCCCCAGUAAUAAAAAGGUACCUUCAGUUUAUUUAUUCACUUUUAUUUUUCAAGUGAAAUGCAUUUCCAGCAAAAAGCUGAUAGAUGCAUGGGAAGUCAAGUUUGGAAGCUGCAUUUUCUUCUGCUAGGCCUACUACUCUGCAGAUAAUUAUUUCUGUAUCCAAAAUAUCCAGAUUAUUCUAACAAAAACUGAUGUGUACCUUGUCUCCUCUUGGAUUGAGAAACUGUAUUUCAGAAAUAAAUGGGCAGAUUCCAAAGUAUAGCAAUUGAACUUAUAUGGCAACAAAAAGGAGCAUAUGUAUGGAGAUAAUCCCGGCCCCUUCAACGGGAGAUGGAUGUUAGUGUCAUUGGUGGAAUCUCUGGAUUAAAAACAGUAUUUUAAAAAGGCAGAAGAGGAAGCAGAAGGAAAAUAACCCUUUCAAAUUUAACCAAAACUAGAGUCCUUCUAAGCAAGUUACUCGCAGGCUUAAAAAGAUUCAGUUGCAUCUUUUCAAGAGAUGGGUUUGGAUUUUCCUGGAUUCCACGGUCCAUUGCUCCAUGCAUGGCACAUUCUCUUUUAUUUUUAAGCUUCAAACCUCCCAGUGAAAAAUAUUAAAUAUUCCAGGUAAUAAAAUAGAUUAUUAUUUCUAUACUAUAUGUUCGGCCUAGUACAAGGGAGUGUCACCUGGGAUACCCCUUGAAGUAACUUCUAGACCACUGCAUUGCAGGCAACGCAAGGCACUUUCUCAAGUGAUCUAGUUCGGCCUGAAGUCGUUCCCUUUCAGAGACAAUCUUCUGCUUCUGGUUCCUUAGUUCCUGCACAGGAAGAGAAGAGACAUUUCAAGUAACAUGAUUAGUAUAACCACAAUAAUGGAUUUUGUUCCUGAAGCACAGAACAGAAAAAAAUGACAUUAGAGCUGAGAUGCAAUUGGUGUUGAAUCCACACUCACCGUCAUAGCAUGCGAUAGUUGUUCUGCAGUCAGACUGAGAUUGUAGUGCUGGGCCUCCAAGCGUCUGCACUGGGUUUGCAGCACUUGUCGUUCCAAAUUUUGCUCUGCAAUCAAAUUUAGAGAAUUUGUCACUUUUCAGUACCAGGCUAGGUUCCUGACAAACUACUGGUACUCAUUCAAGAGGCCUGGUUUGUAUAUCACACUAAGCCAGACCACGGCUUAGUGCAAAUGCAUGAGCAUGCAGGCUCCUAGAGAGAAGAGUGUGGCUGCUUUGUUCCUCCCCUGCCCUGGUUGUUCUGCUGCUAUACUAAUCUAUGGUUUGGCUUAUUGAGUCAUAUGAACCCAAACCUCAUGGUUUAGCUCUCCUGGAAAAACAUUGAGCUGUAAAUAAUAGGACAAACCUUGAUUUAAAAAGCUCAUGGUUAGCCUGGAGAGAACUCAACCACGAACCCACGUUCAGACAGCAUGGUAAGCCAAGCAGUGGCUGUCUCUCUUGGGAGCUUGCAUGCUUGCACUAUGCAAUCAGACCAGUGAAACUGAAGUGGAGAGCAUCUGUAGUCUGUAUUAACCUUAAAAACUCAGUACUGUAAAGUAUCUUGAAAUUUGCCCUGUCUUAAACUAUGAAAGAUGCUUCUCGAGAAAUGAAGGGCACUGAGGAACUUAAAAUAGUACAGUCGAACGUUUCAGCUCCCAAACGCCAAAAACCUGGAAGUAAAUGCUCCAGUUUUCAAACAUUUUUUGAAAGCCAAAUGUCCAAUGUGACUUCCACUUGAGUGCAGGAAGCUCCUGCAACCAAUCAGAAGCCGCACCUUGGUUGUCGAACAUUUCCAAAGCCGAAGGGGCUUCUGAAACGGAUUACAUUCGACAACCGGGGUUUGACUGUACAAUAAAUCUCUUAACAGAAAAGGAAAAACUGAUCCUAGGCAACUUUGUGUCCACAAAGCACAGGGUGUUUCUUACCAGGACAAAACACUCUUCUGAUCCUGACAAAGAACACAUAAGCAUAUGUUCACACAGGAAUAGCUAAGAUUGGAGCAAAGUAAACAGCAAAUAACCUGCUCCAACUUUUUUCCCUUUGCAUCACUGGGAAACAACUUGAGGCAAGGGAUCUCCUGAAUCAGUGCAGCUUACCUUCUAUAUGUUCUUGGUAAGCCUCAAAGAUGGCUUCAAUCCCCUGCCAUUUGGGUCUGGGAUACUCCUCUUCCUCCUCCUCUUCCUCCUCUUCUGAGUCAGAGACCUUUUCAUGCUCUGGGGGUAUGAAACCCUUAUGCUGAGAGUCUUUCUGGCCAUUCUGCUGUGGCAGAGACACCCAACUUGAAGUCUGCAACUCCGGAAUGUUAUAAUGAAUGGAGGCAUCAACUUUGUGGUUCUGCUCUGCGGAGUGUGCCACUGCAUUUCCUAGAAGGCAGCAUUGCAAGAGGUAAAACAUCUGCAUUGCAUGUCCCUUUUGACUAAUUUCUGUGUUAGGACCAGCUGCGCUUAAACUUCAAAAUGUUUACGUCAAUACAAGGUAAGAUGGUUGAAGUAUAUUGCCCACAUCCCCACUUACAUAUCAAGGGUGUGGAUUACCCAUAGUCUGGAAAAAAUGCACUAUUGCUCUGGGAUGAGAUCCAGGUGGUUGUAAGCACCUGCACCCACAGUGGAAGAUAAGUUAAGCUAAAGCAAAUGAAGAAGCCUAGACACAUAUACUGCUAGGGAAAGCAAAUUUUCUGCAAGAAGUAAUUUUGCAUCAAGCUCUUCCAUAUCACAUUAACCCAUCCUUGCAACUUGCUCCAAUAUUUGUGCAGAAUAAGUUCCAACUACAAUUACAAGUAUCACCCACAAGGAACUAUUAAAAGCAAGACCCAAAUGAUGGAGUCCACACACACUCAGGGGAAGUGUAAAGGAAAUAAAAAGGGAAACCAUUGAGGAAUUCUGGGGAGGGGGAAGGACCAAAAGACUUGUCAAGGUCACAGAGCAGUCAGACGUAGAGAAGAAUGUAAGAGUUCAGAUGGCCAAGCUUAAAUCAAGUGCCCAAGAAAUAUCCCACCACCUCUUUCAAAAUAGGACUGCUGAAAGGGACAUUAACAGUUUUAACAAUUUCUACUCAAGAUGUUAUCUCAGAGGAAAGGUAUGUCACCAAGAUUAAUGCUCUGUAUUCAGUACAAGAGAUGUUUUCAGGGGAUUUUACUAUCUUUCAGACCUAGUCAGUGAAAACAUUUAUGGCCCAUACCUUCAGCUGCUGAAUUGGUGUCUCCUAUUGGCUGCCUUAAUUUUUUUUAUUUCGCUUUUGACUAACAGCUGCUGCCAACACACUGUAACAACUUUAUAUUCUGCACUUCUGUCCACUGAAAUUAAUGAGCUUUUCACUAUGUGAGCUGUAUUUCCAGGGCAUUUCAUGAAGUUAUCAUAUUUACUACUGUCUACUGAAAAACAUUCAGGCUAUUCUAGCAAGAGAAGCAAAUGAUAAUACCGAAAAUAUUAAAUGUCUGUAAACAGUUUUAUGUGGGCAUACAACAUUUGUUCCAAGUAUGAAUUGGGUUGAAAUCUAUACCAAGGCUCUUCCGGGACAGCGCCAUCGGCAAUGGCGGAGUUCCUCUGACAGAGAGGAACCCGCUCCGUGAAAAUUGGGUCUUGCCGCCGCGGUGAAGGUGGAGACCCUUUAAAAAUCCCAGGCGGAGGAAGCCUGGGAACGUGGGAUUCGGCUGACACCAGGAGCGCCUCCCCUACUCGCAGGGAAACCCUUUUUCGGGGGUCCGAAGCGACGUGGGGUGAGUGGCGCGGUGUUUUGAAUCAACCGCUACUUUUACGGAGUGAAGCCGCACAGCCGUUGCCGGAGAGCGCUGACCUUCCUGUGGACAAUUGGACUCUAAACAAGUACCCGUGAGUAGGACGGAAAAUUAGAUUAAGUAUUAAGAAAUAUGGAAGAAGAUUGGAAGAAAUUUAAGGACUAUCUACAGAAAUUUUGUAAAAUUAAUGAAUGUUAGAAUGAUGUUGGAUAGAAAUUAAGUGGUUUUCAGCUGUAAUACUAUAAGGGAAUAUGAAAAAUGGAUUAUUAAUAGGUAAAAAUUUAACGUUACAAUAUUUUAAGAUUAAAGACUAGGAUAAACAAAGAGGGUAAGGAUUUGCUGAACCAACAAACUGAACUGGAAUACAAAAAAGGGAGGCGUGAGGAGGUCCGGGAAAUAAGCUAAUGAAAAAUAAGUAAUGGAAAGAUUGAGUUGUUUUUAGCCAUUUUAAUUUUUGUACUUUUUUCUUUUUUUGUUUUUGUUUUGUAACAUUUUGAAAAUCUUAAUAAAUAUCUUAAAAAAAAAAAGAAAUAUCUUAAUUUGGCACCGAAACGGGAAGGUUCUAAACAGGAAGUCCGCCUCCCGUUUUUUGUAAAUAGAUUGAAGCAAAAACUUUGUAAGCUAAAGUCUGGAAAGUCAUAUAUAAAGUUCUAAAUUUCCUUCAUUCAUCACCACCAAAACCCCUCUUGGAAGCAGGAGAAAAGAGGGGGAUUUUUGACUGUUUAAGCCUGCAGGAGAGAGAGUAAAGAAAGAUAAAUUUUCCACUGUCUCAAACCUGGGAACGGGGUGUCAAGAGACAGAAAUUUGUGGGGAAAGUUCAUCGACUGUGAACGGAAUGUCUUUUGACAGAUGGUUAAAAAAAAAGAAAAAGAGAAAUAUAUUGAUUCCAAUGUUGCUUCUUGCAAUCAAAAGAAACAAAGUAUUUGAAAAGUGAAAGUAAUUUUUCCUUGUUGGUCCUGCUUUUAAAAGAUGGAUACAAAUAGAAAUUGUCUCCUCUAGAGGGAGCUUGUUAAUUUGUUGCCGGAGCUGAUCUGGGGACCUCACAGCUGUAUGAUUAGGAUCGUGAGACCAGACUCUAACCCUGGGGGGGGGGGAAAUGUGUUUACAAGAAGUCUUUGUGCUUGCUUUUUGCAAGACAAGUGCUUUGCUGGAGCAGAUGCAUGAGAAGAUGGAUUUGAUGACUGUUGCAGUUAAAAACUUUGGACAAACGGCGAAUACCCAUAUAGAAACCAUUCAGGAACCAGCCCAGGAAUCUGUUUUGAUAGGGCAAGCGCAAGGGCAGAAGAAAAUGGAGGAGGUUGUUGUUGAACCUCAAAUAACACAAAUGAAGAGACCCGAGGCCUUGCAGGAGUAUAAGCCGUUGUUCUUGAAGUUCGAAUCUGGAAUGGACCAGGGGGGGUCUGGAGUUGUGUGGGCUCUUAAUUUUGGAAAGACUUUGAAACAUGCUUUUAACUACUUUCUGGAUUACAGUGUUGACUGUGGGGAAUGGGACUGUGGGGAAUGGGCUGAUCUGCUGAGGAGAGAUGGAGAUACUUUUGGAUUGGAGUCCUCCCGAGACCUACCCCCCAAUGAGAAAGGAAAGAAAAUAAGAAAAAGAUCAACAAAAGAUAAAGUAAAGGGCAGGUAUAAACAAGAAGAAGACCUGCAGAAGGGACAUGGAAAAGAUUUAAGAGCCUCGGACAUAAGAGCACCAGGUUGAUGGAUUAGAUAGACGAGAAAGGACUGACAAAACCCGAGACCAGGAAGAAGAGACGAUGGAUGAAGAUUGGAAGAAAGUUUCAAAAUUUAUUUAGAAAAGUAUUGUAAAAUUAAUGAGUAUUAGAAAAAUGUUGGAAUGAAAUUAUUUGGCUUCAGCAGAAAUGUCAAAAAGAAUUAUGAAAGAAUAUGUUAUGGUUAAAAUUUUUUGGUAUAUAUAAGUUUUAAGUUUUAGGGUUUCUUAGGCAAGAUAAGGUUAAAAUAGACUAAGGUAAUUUAAAUGACAGAAUAUUGUGAAAGAUGGAAAGGAUUUGCUGAGAUAAUUAACAACUAGAAUACAAAAAAGGGAGGUGUGAGGAGGUCGUUGAAAUAAGUUAAUGAAAGUUAAGGAUUUGGGAAUAUUAGACUUAUUUUUUAAUUGUUUGUUUAUUAUUAUUUUUUUAUUUAGAUGUAUUGUGUGUUUUUUGUUUUUUUUCACUUUGGUUUUUAUUGCUCUGUAUUGUUUAAUUGUUAUGUUUAUCUACUUCUUUCUUUUUCUCCUUCUCUUGUCUUUUCUUUCUUUUUUCUUUGUAACUUUAAAAUUCUCAAUAAACAUCAUUUAAAAAACAAAAAUGAAAUCUAUACCAGGCACUCCACUGAUUCUAUUCCCCAUAAUGAUCACCAUUUUUUUUCCUAUUUGGAAUGCACUACGCAUUGAACGUACUUCAAGCAACUGUCCCCGCAAUGGCUUUACUAAACAUUGAAACUGGAUUGUGUAGAGUCUUGGCCUAUCUAAAAUGAAUCCAUGUAAAAUCUGCAUAUCCAAAACUUGAAUUAUGCAAGCAGCAAGGAAACCAAUCCCAAACUGGGCUCAAAAACUGACCCUCAUAAGCCAAAAGUCCUGUGCAUUUCCCUUAUCACUCAAUCACAUAUAUCUCUGGCAAGAUGUUGGCACUACUUGCCUCCUACAAGUUGUCAUUACCUUUGUGUUUCUGCAACGCUUUCUGUGUGGACUGCAGCACAGACUCGUGGAACUGAUGUGCAAACUCCUCGGCUAUAAAGGGCUCCCAUGGCUUGUUCUUCCCAUUCAUACUGUGUGAUAACGGCACAGGGAUGUCCUUCGGCAAAGAACCUCGGACAUAGUUAAGGAUGCUGAGGCUUUUCUUGGCCAUGUGCCCAUCGCUCAACUUAGGCUUCUCUGCAGAGAUAGGAGCCGGCUCCUUGGACCUUGGAAACUCAUGCGGUCGCAGCUGUUCCAUUCUGCUGGGCUCAGCUGUCUUCUGAGAGUCUGGCAGCGAAGCAGCAGCAAUGCUGACUGGUUUCUCUGAAUCCACAGCAGUUUGCUGUACUUGUGGCUCUUUGGGAAAGAAAGAAAAACAAACAAAGUCACUCGGGGCAGCCACAGUACUGCUUCGAUAUAAAUUCCCUUUGUCAAGAGUUCCGUGACUGAACAAAAGGGUUCUGAAAAACAAAUUACCAUUUUGCACUCUGUGGAGUUACUGUUAAUUCUCUGGCAUAAAGAAAUAGAACAGAAACACUCCUUCAGUUGGGAUGCAUAACUUGGGUGAGUAUUUGUUUCUUUCCUAAAAUAAUAGACGCUUACAAUGCCUUUGAUGACAUAUUGUCAAGUGCAAAUUGGGACUUGUACUCAGCUGACAUGUUAUCCCUUGGUUGCUCUGCUGCAAGAAUACUGCAAAAUUUACCUUGAGGUAGCUAUAAGACUCUCUUUGAACAUGGGAGGAAACAACAACUUUGCUCAAGGCAAGCAAAUCUGUGUGCACAAAUAAGCUGCCUCAUUUGAGGAAGCGUGCUAAUGCGCGGUUGACACGUUACAGAUCUGGGGUAACAGAGUUUGGGGGUGCAAGGGCAUUCAGAACUGCUAAAGUUAGUGAAUGCUGGAAAUGAAUAAAGGGGUAGAAUUUAGCUGAUUUUUUGGAGUAUGAAGGGAAGAUGCCAGACAUUAGAUUUAAAUUACAGGCUGAAUGCGAUUAGAAGGAGAAUUAAGUGCCAGGCAAUUAAAGAACAAUUGACCAUGCAGGUGCUGUCCUUGCCCCUCCACCUGCAGCUGUGUGUUAGCAAAAGAAAUAACAGUGUUGGGAGGGGGAGGUUACAGGAGGUGUGACAUCACACAGGAAAAAUGUCCUGUUAAAAAAAAAAAACAGGUCUGGGGAAGGGUGGGUGGGUGAGCAGAUGGAAGGAGAGGGGUUUUUUUUUUGUUUCAUUGGUUUUGCAAGGUGUGCUGGCAACAAGAAGAAGGAAGUUGGGAAGAACUCCAUGAAGCACUGGCUGGAGGAGGUUGCAUCAACAGACUGGGUGCUAUGACUGGCUGCUGCUUUGGACCCAAGCUUGCUGUAGCUAUCAGAGGAGCCAUGGGGGAUGUUCUUUGGGUAUAGUAAUAAAUUAUUAAUAAGUUUUGUUUAUUCCCCAGCCACCCUCAGCGGCUUCCAGCACACAUAAAAACAUAAUAAAACACCAAACAUUAAAAACCUCCCAGUACAGGGCUGCCUUCAGAUGUCUUUUAUACGUUGUAUGGUUAUUUAUCUCCUUUAUAUCUGAUGGGAGAGCAUUUCACAGGGAGGGUGCCACUGCCCUGUGCCCAUUUCCCUGUAACUUCACUUCUCUCAGUAAGAGAACCCCUCCACUGAAGGCUUUAGGUGUAAAUAUGUGCAAAAUAAAACAUUUCUUAAAGACACUAGUCUUCUUGUGCCUUGAUUUCCCAAUGGAAACACAACGCUAGGCGAGUGCCUGCAACUCCCUGGAAUCUUCCUACUGCUUGGCAGAGAUGGGGUGGGGUGGGGGUGGCACACAACCUCUGUAAAGCCCUGAACAACCAGGUUACCAGAAAGACUGCCUGCCCUUGUAGAGCUCUGUACAUUCACGUAGAAUGCACCCUACACAAAAUAAUAGGGCAGUGACAAAAUGGGCAUUUUAUACUUUCUUAUUAGUUUUAAGUUGUAUUUUUGUUUUAAUGGAUAUUUUUACACUGUAAAUAGCUUACACUCCUUAGAGAUUUUUGAAAUAUUAAAUGGUUUUAAAAUGCUUUUACAUAAAAUAAAAUAAAAUAAAAAGAUGCAAAUACCUCCCACCAAAACUGUGUGAGCAGUGUAGGAAGUUACAUGCAACCCAGCCCUCCUGAGCUUGCAGCUUCUGGCAUGUGCCUAUUGUUGGGUUAUUUAAGAAGCAGUUGGAGAUAAUGAGACACAAGGGGCACUCCCACCCCUCCCUUUGAGGUUUCUGUAAAGUCUGGCGGCAGCUGCAACUCAUUUUAUACAUACUUGGAAGUACGCCUCAUUGAAAUCAGUGGGGCUUACUUUUGAGUAAAUGUGUACUGGUUUGUGUUGCAGAUCCAGUUCUUGGAAGCACACCACAUGUUCUGUUUUGGCAGACAAACAACACUCCUGUAAUCAGGCACUCAAAACGUCUCCCUGGACUUAAUCUGCCUGGUUUACCCUAGCAGAAAGUCACAGACAAGGAUAAUCAAGUCCACUGGGACAUCUUUCAGCCUCAAGAAGCCCCAGCCAAGAAGGCAUCAAUCCCUUGCUGUCACACAGUUGCCAUUUAUAGCCACUUACCAGGUUGGACGCUACUAGGACUGUCCCGUGGGGAGGUUUUCACUGAUACUGCCGUGGAGGCACUUUUCUGUUUCAUUGCAUGGAACAUCUCCACCAGCUUCUCUGUAUCUGAAAAAUGAGAAGCAGUGAGCAAAACUAGCUUUUGCUCAGAGGCAAAAUGAAAGAGGCAGAACUGAUGCACAGUCCCAGAGAGCAGCUCUCUCCACUCCUGGUUAGUAAAGCCUGUUCGUUUUUUGCUCUUGGCUCUUAAUAAGAAAAUCAAACACCACAUACUUUCUCAGAAUAUAUACUGCACUUUUUAAGAGUUACCAAAGCAUCACACACAUAUCACCACUAAUCCUCACAACUGUGCUAUAAAGACCUGUAUUUUAUUGUAUUUUUUUCUAAUUUAAGACACAUAAACCGCUUAAUCAUUAGCAUUUCUAUGGGGUGCACAUAAAAAUAACCUUUGCGGAAAAUAAAACAAUAGAAAUUCAUUGCAAAAACUAAACACUACCUUAAAAUGCCUGCUGGACCAAGAAAGCCUAAGUCAUGUGCCUGACAUUUCAGCUAGGAAGAUGCCUGUCUAAUUUCAGUUAGAAGGGCUUUCCACAGGCUUGGAUCCACAAAAGUGAAUGCAUGGCUUCUAAUAGUUACAAGCCAUGCAUCUGAGCCAUGGGGGAACACUAACAUAUACACCCCACAAGAGUUCAGUGAUUGGGUAGGGAUAUAAGGGAUCAGGCAGUCCUUAAGAUAGCCUGGACCUAAUUUGUUAAGGGCCUUGAACUCAAAAUCUUGUACCAGCUGCCCAUAUGCUGUUAAGCACCAGAAUAUUGAGUUUAAGGUUAAGCUGAGAUCUGAAGAUACUUCUUGGUAGUCCCUAGCCCAUGCUGUUCAUCACAAUGCUACACCAAUACUACCAGGCUGUUCUCUCUUUCUUAAGACAAUGCCGUGUAACAACUGCAGGGCAGCAGCAGGUUUUGGCACUAGACAAAGGCCAGAUCCACAGUUUUCCUUUAGUUGUAAUGUGGGUUGCUUCUGGAAGAUGAGGCUUUGAGAAGUCAAGUGGCCUACAGUCCAAUUUCCAAGAGGCCAUUUCACAUGACGCUUGACCCUCAUAUACAAGUUUAAACAAAAGUGCAUGAUUUUUUCUGCAUUCCUUGGACACACUGGCUUGCAGACUGCAGUUUGUUCAACAGAUUCCAAAAGGUACAGAAGUGAGAUGCUCCUCUGUAUGGCCUUUGAACUUACCAGACCCACUUAAACUUCCCUCACAUCCUGGAAGAUCUUCUACCCAUCUUCCCACAAACCAAUACUCACCUUUCCGUUUCUCAGCAGUGAUGUGGGUUAAAUUGAAGGUGGUAAGGAAUCUUUUCUUCUCCUCAAAGUUUGGGCUGUUGUUCAUUUCAUCAGGGCUGUAACGUGUUGAGAGCACAAAACGAGGAGAGGGUGUCUGGCGUUUAUUCUGGACGCUAGGUGGCGAGGGGCUCCUCUCUCGCAACAUUCUCCGCCGUUUCCUCCGCUUUUGAGUCAGCAGCUCCUCCUUCUGUUGUUGGGUGGUCAGUCCAAAAAGCUGUAGGAACUCCAGUUUCUGGAAGAGCGUAACAAAGGGAUGCUCAUUCAGAUGGUUUCUUUUGCUUAAAGGUAUACAUCAACCAGUGUCUCCAUGAUAUUAGUUCUAAGGUGAAGUAUGUGCUAUCAUUUUGUUUAAAGAAACCACAGGAAGUCUGCAUUGCUCAGUAAAGGAUUCUCUUUUCAAGAGAAACACCUAGCUGCCUAAUUCCUUACAGUAUGCCAACUGCACAGAAAAGGAGGUAAGUUAUCAAUGGCCUAUCCAAAUACUUGACAAUAUUCAGACAGCCAAAAAAAGAAGAAGAAAAAGGAAAAAUAGGUAGAAUGUGCUUGUGCUUCACUUAUGGGUGGGUAAACUUUUUGAACUGCAUUCCUUGUGGAGUGAUAAGAGUGGGUGAGGGUAGUUGAGACAUCCAUUACCGCCACUUCUCUCUCUCCCGCCUCACAUACAAAACACCCACCCAUUCACACAAACAGAGCACUAGAUAACCAUUUGUUGUUGUUUUUAAAUUCCUCUUUCUGCCAAAACAUGCAAGUGAAAAUGUGCUUUGAAUUUUUAAAAAGAGAUAAUACAGUAUACCAGUGCCCAUUUAUAGGGAAGGUGAGUAGGAAGGGUGUGCAGUAGCUAAUAUGUACUACUGUUGCUACCUCUUUAAUAAAAAAAAGUGAUAAACUGCAUUUGAGCCUCCGUACUCCUGCUGGCUCUUUACUCUGUGCUCUUCCCUCUUGAGACUCAGAAGGCAGUGACUGAAGCAUCCAUAGAGUUGAAGGAGGAAGUGGGAAGAGAGUCACUCUUUUUUACUUCCUCCUUCAACUCUAGGAACUUUUCCAGGCUGAGAUCAGCAUUCAGUCCUCAGCCUGGAAAAAUACACAGAGCUGGGGGUAGGGGGAAAGUGUCGCUUGCAAGAACUUGGGAUUUGUGGCACUGAUUGGAAUUUGCCCUGAGAUAUUGAACAAAUCAUUUAUAUUUGGAACAUCACAGACUCCCACUUUUCAACUCAAGCAUAAAAGGUAAAGGGACCCCUGACCAUUAGGUCCAGUCGUGGCCGACUCUGGGGUUGCGGCGCUCAUCUCGCUUUAUUGGCCGAGGGAGCCGGCGUACAGCUUCCGGGUCAUGUGGCCAGCAUGACUAAGCCACUUCUGGUGAACCAGAGCAGCACACGGAAACGCCGUUUACCUUCCCGCCGGAGCGGUACCUAUUUAUCUACUUGCACUUUGAUGUGCUUUCAAACUGCUAGGUUGGCAGGAGCAGGGACCGAGCAAUGAGAGCUCACCCCAUCACGGGGAUUCGAACUGCCGUCCUUCUGAUCAGCAAGUCCUAGGCUCUGUGGUUUAACCCACAGCGCCACCCGCGUCCCUCAACUCAAGCAUAUUUGCUCUAAAAGACAGAUAAUAGUGUGAUGUUAGCAAAGUUCAGUUCUUGGUUUUAGGUUAGCAAGUGAUCUUACCUGGUGCAGCUAGACUUGUCAACUCUUGCAAAUCAUUAUGGACCAGAAUUUGUCCAUAGUAUUAUGUGAAGUAAGAGGUGGGGCUUACCUCAGAGGAGGUGUCCAACUUUAAUGGGGGUUGCUCUGCAACACAUCGCAGGUGGGCUCGCACUUCCUCUUCAUCGCUCUCAUCAUAAGAGUCAUCCAGAUCAUAGUAGUAACCUGUACAUAAUAAAGCAGAGAAGGCCAACUUGAAGGUUGCGGGAAGCUGCAAAUCUUUUACCUAGCAUCAUCACAACCUUGUUUUGUUUUUGUUUUCCUGUGGCUAAGAGACACAAUCUAGUCUAUAAUGGAAUAUGCUUUAGAGUAAAAACUGGGCCCAACCAUAAGGGCUGUUUGCAUCCUAGUGGGUUGUUCUCAGGAGCAGCUGAAUGAAUUGUCAUCACUGUUCUGAGUGCGCAGGCAGAGCCAGAUAAUGUUACAGCAAGGGCAACAGACUACAGUGGUGCCUCGCAAGACGAAAUUAAUCCGUUCCGCGAGAGUCUUCGUCUAGCGGUUUUUUCGUCUUGCGAAGCAACCCUAUUAGCGGCUUAACGGAUUAGCGCUAUUAGCGGUUUAGCGGCUAUUAAAGGCUUAAAGGCUUAGCGGAUUAGCUGCUAAAAGGCUAUUAAAGGCUAUUAAAGGCUUAGCAGAUUAGAUAAAGGGGGGGGAAAGCGAAAAAAAAAUCUCAAGACUUGCAAGACAUUUUCGUCUUGCAAAGCAAGCCCAUAGGGAAAUUCGUCCUGCGAAGCAACUCAAAAACGGAAAACCCUUUCGUCUAGCGGGUUUUCCGUCUUGCGAGGCAUUCGUCUUGCGGGGCACCACUGUAUGUUCUCUGGGCCUCUGAUUCAGGAAAGAUACCAGCCUCCUGUACAGAUACAUGUCUGGGGAAAACAGGCACAGAAUCCUACUGAGGUUUGUAUGUAUUCUGCCUCCUGCAAAAAACGCAGUUAUACAAAACAAGAUCAAAUUUGACCAGAAAAAAAUGAAAUGAAAAGCUCAGAAGGUAGGCAGGUGGAAGCCAGCUGCUUGUGCAAUGCAAUGACUGUGCUGUGGUCCCUUGGAUGUAUGGCUGCUGUGCCCAUAAAAGGAGGCAGUUGGCUGUGAAUGCCCUGGUGCUCUGAAGCACCUGCUAAACAGUGAGAAGCCUGGUUGCCUUGUGUGCAUGUGGCAACCAGGAGGUGCUAGGCAGAUGAACAUGGUGGGGUGCUAAUGAUCAGGCCAGGACUCUUCCCGGUACUGAACAGGCUUGCAUGCCAGAUUCCUAGAUUCAGUCCUUCAUGCUUCCCAGUCUUUGCAGUGAGCGCAUCUGUGUAUUGCAGGAGCAGCCACUGUUAAUGCUCUGGCAUGCCACCAUCACAUGCUCCCAGUGGCACAGCAGCUAACCAUGAUGCUAGCUGGCAUAGGUUAGUGGGGCAGCUAAAGAAGAAGGAGGCAUCUAGAAGGCAGAGAGAACAAGCUGACUUAUGCCCAAAGGGAUGUGAGCAGCUACAAGUAGAAAACAGUAACAUCACACAAUGGAAACUGCAGACCCUGUGUGCGAAACUCACCUUUCCCAACUAAGUGCCUUGCUUUUUUCCUGUUUGCUAAUCCCACUCUGGUUUUACAUUCCAGAUUAAUAUUUAAAGCUGCUUUAUUAGUCUCAGUUCAUCAUUUAUUAACUGGAGGCAGGAUUUAUGAAGCAACUUGGACAGUGUGCCCAAGGCAGGCAAAGUGGAUGGGGGGAAAGGAAGCAGCCUGCCACGUUAGAGGGUCAAUCCAUUUCUGAUAUGUGAUCCAAGCUACCGGGGCUUUGAUAAAACCCCAAAAAGGCUGGUUUUCCCUGAACAUUACACUCUUCCUUCCAGACAUUACAAAUUCAAGCCAUGCUUUUAAUUUGGGACAAAUGAGGCAACUUGCCUACUGGAGAAGCUUUAUGCAAAUCAAGGGGUAGAAUAUCUCAGCCUUAGAUACAGCCUUUUACUCAUCCUUCAGGCAGCAACACACUUUAAUCCGGCUUCAGUGGAUCUCUUCCUAAAAUCUGGUGUAUUCAGUAUUUGCUCUUCCAGGUUUCUCAGUCAGGAGGACAAUUUGAACAGGGUGCUUUUUCCGGACCCCACACAAUAGGAUCCAAAUGGAAGUGGAUCUCUUGAUGCAUUCUGACAGGUGUGGGAUUUAGAUUGGAUUACUAGAGAUUAUACUACUAAUCUCUAGCAGAAAACCACUUAAAUAUUACUAUUAUACUAAGUAUUACAUUUUUAUAAUCAAUCAGUAGUGACACAAUGCUUACAGCAAGGUGUUAGACAAAGAGUGACUGAACCUACUGUUUGGACAUGUCUCCAACUCCAAAUGGGAACUGGAAAGUCAGCACAAUGAGGAAAAUGUGUUCCUGAAUCCACUUUUAGGAAUUUCUGUAUGCCUACUAAAAAAGCCUUGAGCAACCAAAGUUUGCAGUGCUGUGCUGCUUUUUAAAAUAACAACAUAAAAGUGUGUUGUUGUUUUUAAAAAAGGUGCCCCUACCAAGUCCACACCUGGCUACAAAGGAUGGCACCUGGAGGCUAGCAGGGUCCCUACUACCAAAGCACACACUGGCUGUGAGCUUAUCUCCAUGCCCCCCGCCCCUAGCCUGGCACAAGGAAAAACAUCAAAUCUGAAGGAGGGACACCUUUUUCUUUUUCACACAAGUUCCUUGGUACUAACCAAACCAUACAGCUCUGCUGUAGGGACUCUUUGGCCGAGACUUCCUUCACCUGAGAGCCCACGAGGGCUGUGUGGCCUCCUGACAGUUCUAAGCACCUCCCUUUGCUUUUCUGCAGUUACGUUAUUUAGUGCUCUCUGUAAGAAAGCUGCAGAAGAUGGGCCUUAGCUGAGUGGUACAGCAACUAUCUUGUAUGCAGAAGGUCCCCAAUUCAAUCCCUGGCACCAGCUCCAGGUAAAGCUGAAACGAGUCCCUGCCUGAAAACCUGCAGAACUGCUGCCAGUUAGUACAUAUAUAACACUGGACUAGAUGGACCAAGGGUCCAACUCAAUAUAAGGCAGCUUCCUGUGUUUCCUAUUUUCCUGAGGAUGACUGAGACUUCUACUUCCAAAACUGAAGUCAUUUAAAAACUCUGUGCAGCCUUCCCUUUUCCAGGAACAAGACCUGGUGGGGAGGCAUUCCGGAGUGCUGGAUGUAUUGUAGGCCCUUCCACAAAGGGUCUGUGCACUGACCUUUCUCCUGGGCUUCUCUCCGCCUUUUCUCCUCCAGGUCCAGCUUGCUGACCAGCUUCCGGUGCUGUUGCAAGAACUCGUCGUAAACAUACAUGGGGUCAUGGCUUCUGGGCAAUGGAUGCCGAUAGGGUGAGCCUGGCUUGGCGUUCAAGCUCAUGUCAACCAACUGCCCACCCUGUGAGAGGGAGGCCCUCUGCUGGUUCAAUAUGGUCUGUGUGGACUUUUCCAGUUCUGCUAAGAAGGGCCCAUGGGAAAAGCCACUAUGCUCUGCCCCGCCAGGGUCCCGAGGAGGCUGGAACUUCUCCAGGGCUUCUCUUUUCCUAGCCCCUUCCUCGAGUUUCUCUGGACAGUACACCCGCUCGACCUUCACAAGGGGGAUGGCUUGCCGACUGGACUCAUACUGGGUGCUGUGGCUUGGGAGAGGGUGGCUUUCCUGUAUCCUUCGUGCCUCAGAAGUGUCCAUCAAGGAGACAGGGUUCCAGAGGGAAGUGGGGACCGGAUGGUGCUGAGGCUUAGGAGAGAUAAGUGGAGGGGGGCCUCCAAAAUGCUGCGGUUGGUCUCGACUACUUGGUUCAGGGCGGUUUGGUCCCGAUCUGCAAAAAGGAUAGAGGUACAAUUAAUUAACAAAGCAUGCAAGGUAAGUUCUACAAAUAAGUGCUUUUCACUGUGACUAAGGCCACAUCUGCACCAUACAUUUAAAGGAUUCCUUUGCCACUUUAGCAGUCAUGACUCUGCCCCAAGGAAUCCUGGGAGCUGCAGUUCAUUGAUGGGGAUGAAAGUUGUUAGGAGAUUCCCUCUUCCUCUCACAGAGCUACAUCCCCAGAGCUUCCUGGGAUUGAUUGUUAAACCAGUCUCACAAUAGUAGCUCUGUGAGAGGAAUAGGGGUCGCCUAACAACUCUCAGCACCCUUAGCAAACUACAGUUCCCAGGAUUCUUUGGGAGAAGCUGUGACUGUGCUCUAAGAGCGCUUUAGAUGCAUGGGGCGGAUGUGGCCCAAGUGUCAUCUUGGUAUGUAGCAGAAGGCUCUGUGGUCAGAAAAAUGACAGGCUGUUCUUCAUGGAACCCUCUCUAAUGUGAGUGAUGGACACUGAAUCUACUGCUAAUUCCUAUGGCAGUUAAUUUGUAUUUAUUUUUGUGUUUGUAGUUUUCUCAGUGCUUUGUUAUGAACUGCUGAGUAUAAUGUGUGCAGGAAAGUAGUUUGUAAAUAAAGUGACUGACAGACUGACAGGAUGAGUUGUCUUGUGCCUGCCUGCAGUAUGUCAUUCUGAGAUAUUACACAGCCCAGUAGUCCACCCUCUGCUAUAACUGAACAAGGCCUGUGCAGUGAGCUGCAAAGCAGAAGGGCCAACCUGGAGCAUCAGAUUUCUCAUAUAAAGCUAUCACUGGAGGGCAGUUUGGCUGGGAAUAUGUACGUGCAUACACAUCUGUAUCUGUGGGAGGCUGGGACUGGGGUGACACCUAGUGGUUUCUGGACUAGAUGCAGAAAGAAACUAGGUAAGAGGAAACACAAAAAUGCACACUCACACAAACACCUUGUCAACGCAUCUGCACUCAUUUCUCAUUAUUCUUUGUUAUUCUAACUGAUCUGCCACCCUCACUGAGAAUCCAACACUUCAUCAAUGGGCAAUGACUUUGUCAAGGCCACUUACUCAGCAGUGGAGGCUGUUCCGUUAGGCUGAGCAGGGCAGUGCUCCACCAACCUCUGCCCCCAACCAGCCCCGGCCUGCCUGUCAGCUUCCUCCUCCUUAGUUUCAGUGAUGCUCCUUGUAGAACUCACCAGGAAGGAAGAGGAUAGGAACAAAACUAGAGUUAGUUGACUCUGCCUGUCACUGGCUCUGGUCUCUCUGCCUUGCCAGUCCCAGUGGGCACCAGCCACUGUUAUCAGUUGCCUAUAUUGCUGAGUAGGAUUUGGAAUUCCAUCUGUAAAUUUGUGCUCGAUUAAGGAGGGAGAGGAUACGGUUCCCCCAAAAUAUAUUAGAUCUACAAAGAAGUGCAUGGAUUAAAGUUACAGAACUUUUGGUUAAUGGGAAUAUUGUCAGCACUGACAGAUCCUGUAGGGCUUGGGGGGGGCGUACCAUAGAAGUUAAAAUCAGACUUCCGGUCGGCGCCAGCGCUUAAUGGCGGUCCUCCCUUCGAGCUCCGGAGGAGGACUGCUCCGCGAGUUCGGGUCUGACCCGCUACGGCGAGCGGGGGACCCCUAAAAUCACAGGCGCGGAAGCCUGUGAACAAGGAGACUCGGUGGGCACCUUCUGCGCCCCCCGGUACUGUGAAAGAGCCUUUUUAAAGGCUACGGAGCGGCAUCGGGGGUGAGCGCGGUGCUGAGAGUCGCAACCCAGCCCGUGGAGUGAAGCCGCGUCGCCAUGAGCGGAGAGCGCCGAUUCCUUCCUGAACCAGAAAUUCGACUCUAAAGCCCGUGAGUAAGACGGAGGGACUGAAAGGGACAUUUAAAUUUAAAUCUUGAAAUUUGGCUGAAAACGGGAAAGGCAUAAAUUAAGGAAGUCUGCCUCCCGAUCUGCAUGGCAAGUAAAGCAACGAAAGAGCAAAGCUGCAUUUGAAAGAAAAUUACCUUUAAGCUGUCAAACCUGACAUUUGACUUAAACCUCCCCCCCAGUAAGCAGGAGAGGGGGAAGAAAAUUGGACACUGUUAACCUGCUUGAAAUUAACUGAGGAAAAAAACAUCUUCCAUUGCCAAACCCCCAGGACGGACUGCCUGAGUAAGGCACCGGCAAAGUGAACUGUCAGUUUAGACUGGAUACAAAGUUGGGGUCUUGUCUGAGACAAAGUUACGGGACUUUAAUGGAAUUACUUUGUUGAACUUGUGAUUUACUGAAAAAGUGCGACAGAAACUUUUAUUGUGGACUCUUGGACUUUCUGUUGAUUGCUCAGUGCUUCCUUGUUUUUUUUCUUUUCACUUGGAUACAUUUAAAUGCUCCCUCUAGAGGGUAUAAAGAGAAACUGUUACAGUGAAAAAGAAACAGUGGGAUUUUCCACUUGCAAGCCUUUCCUGUGAGAACGACCUUGAGGAUAUGAGUGGCCCAGCAGAAGAGAUAACAACUAGAUCUAAAGCAAAACAGACACAAAAGAAAAGGGGUUCAAUACCCGGCAUACCACCAGCUGCACAGGAAAAAGUGGCAACAGCAUCUAUGGAUUCAAUGACACAGGCACUGCUCAAAAUAAACCAAUCUUUAGAAGCACUGACAAAGCUAUCUACGGAAAAUUCAAAAAAAUUGACAGAACUGACAGCAAGAUUGGACUUGAAUACUGCAAGUGUAACAUCUAAUACAGAAUCUAUUAAUAAACUAAUUCAAGAAAGUUCUGAAACACGAAAGAUUGCUGAAAGUGCAAAAAUUACUGCGGAGGAGACAAGGGAGGAGCUAGUGCCGAUUACAAAAAAAGUGAAUGAACAUGAUGCAGCUCUAUCUUUGUUGGAACUACAGAGAAAAGAGAGAAAUUUGAAAUUGAGAUUGGUUCCCGAGAGUGAGGGAGACAACCUUGUGGAUUUUCUUACACAGAACUUUAUGGAAUUCUGGCAAGAGGAGCUGCAGGAAGAAGAACUUGAAAUAACAACAGCUUUCCGGCUGGGCAGGAGGCAAGGUAAGAAGCCAAGGGAUUGUUUGAUCACAUUGAGAUCCAAAGGAGAAAGAGAUAAGAUAUUGAAUUUGCAUUAUCAAAAGGCAUUGGAGAUUGAAAAUAGUCAAGUACAAAUUUUUAAAGAUAUCCCUAAAUAUAUUUUGGAGGUGAGAGCCUUCUAUAAAGAUUUGGUUUACCUGCUGAAGAAAAAUAUCAUACCCUUCAGGUGGGAGUUUCCACAAGGAUUGUCUUUUACUUUCAAAGGAAGGAAGGUUAAAAUAAGAACAGUUCAAGAUAAAGAACAGUUUCUGGAGAGAUAUCAGGAGGACUUGCAGAAAGGAACAGUAGAAACAACAAUACAAGAAAAAGGAGUGACAGACAUUGCAAACUUGUCAUUUGGACUCAUACCAUCAUCUGAAGAUGAACAAAAGCUAGGAGCAGUCGGAGGAACAGGUACUUAAUAACAAAAUGUCUCUGCAACUUCUUAGUUGGAAUUGUAAUGGUUUGAACCUUCCCGAAAAAGACGUCAAGUUUUUCAUAUUUUGAAAAGAGAACAAUUAGAUCUAAUAUGCCUACAAGAGACCCAUGUGACCAGGACACAUCGGAAAUUAUUGGUAAACAAGAGACUUGGACAAGAAUUUAUUUCAUCAGAUAAAGUUAAGAAAAGAGGCGUGGUGAUUUAUGCAAAAGAAAAAUUGGCUCCAAAGAUGAUAUUUAAAGAUGAACAAGGAAGAUACCUGGCAAUUGAAAUACAAGUUCAAGGAGAAAAAAUUUUGAUAGUUGGAAUCUAUGCACCAAAUGACGGGAAGGCGGAAUUCUUUAAGAAGUUGCAUGAGACUUUAAUGGACUACUUAGACUACAGAAUUGUAAUGAUGGGAGACAUGAAUGGCGUAGUUUCCACAAAUAUGGACAAAGCACAGAGACAAGUAAUUUCCAAGGAAGGGAGACUACCAAAGACUUUUUUGAAAUGACUGAAACUAUGGACUUGAUUGACAUUUGGAGAACAAGGAACCCUCUUGAGAGAGAGGGAACUUUUUCUCUGAAGCAAAAAUGACAUGGACAAGAAUUGACCAAAUUUGGGUAACUAGCAGUAUGGCGCCAAGGAUUAAAAAGGUAGAAAUCUGCUCAAAGACUUGCUCCGACCAUAAUGCUGUAAAGAUGGAGAUGAAACUAACAACAACUGGAUCCUUUAGAUGGAGAAUGAAUGACACCCUAUUUAGAGAUGAAGAGAUUUAUAAGAAGGCCCAAAAACAGUGAAAGAUUAUUUUGAGAUAAAUUUGAGAACAGAAGUGGAAAAAGAAUAAUUUGGGACGCAAGUAAGGCCGUGAUGCGAGGUUUCCUAAUACAACAGAACUCCAUAAAAAGGAAAAAUCAAAAUGAAAGGAAAGGAAAAAUUCUGGAAAAAAUAAAAGAAGGUGAAAAGAAAUUGAGGUCUAAACCAAAGUCUCAUGAGAUUCUGAAAGAAAUAAAGCACUAUCAGGUGCAAUAUAUGGAAUUGAUGAAUCAAGAGAUAGAAUGGAAAAUAAAGCAAAUGAGACAAAAGACAUUUGAAUCAGCAGAUAAAUGUGGGAAAUUUCUGUCAUGGCAAUUGAAAAAGAGGCAAAAAUUGAACACUGUGACAAGUUUAGAAGUGGAUGGAAAGAUUAUCCACAAACCAAAUGAGAUAAGUAAUUGCUUUCAAGGUUAUUUCAGGAAAUUAUAUGCACAAGGGCCAGUUAACGAACAGGAAAUAGAAGAAUUUGUUAAGAAACAUGGAUUACCAAAAAUUUCAGAGCAAAGCAGAAGGAUUUUGAAUGAGAAAAUAACAGGACAAGAAAUAGAGGGUGCCAUUCAGAAGAUGCAAUUGGGAAAAGCUCCAGGACCAGAUGGUUUGACCGCCAGAUAUUAUAAAGGGUUGAAGGAAUGGUUAGUACAACCACUGAAGGAAGUAUGUAACGAAAUUUUGGAGGGAAAAAGGCACCAGAGUCGUGGAAAGAAGCUUUUAUCUCACUUAUACCGAAAACUGAGACUGAAAAGAACCAGGUUAAAAACUACCGCCCUAUAUCAUUACUUAACGUGGAUUACAAAAUUUUUGCGGACAUUAUGGCAAAAAGACUGAAGAGAGUGUUGGUAGGGGAGAUUCAUAAAGACCAAACUGGCUUUCUUCCAGGGAGAUAUAUGUCGGACAAUGUGAGGAACAUUAUAGACAUUUUGGAACUGUUAGAAGUGGACAUUAAUAGGAAGGCUGUUUUAAUUUUUGUGGAUGCGGAGAAAGCCUUUGACAAUAUUGGUUGGAGCUUUAUGAAGAAGAAUCUCCAAGGGAUGGGGGUAGGUCAAGGGUUUGAAAAUGGUAUAGGUGCAAUAUACUCUAAACAAAAAGCAAAGUUAAUUGUAAACAAUGUGGUUACGGAAGAAAUACCUAUAGAAAAAGGUACACGACAGGGGUGCCCAAUAUCCCCUUUACUUUUUAUAUUAGUCCUGGAGGUUUUGCUAAAUAUGAUUAGAGGAGACCAGUUGGUUAAAGGAGUACAAGUCGGAGCCAAACAUUAUAAGCUAAGGGCAUUUGCAGAUGACCUAGUAUUGACCUUGCAACAGCCAGAUACUAGUACUAAAAGAGUAUUAGAACUAAUUGAGAUAUUUGGUCAAGUAGCAGGAUUUAAACUGAACAAACAGAAAACGAAAGUGCUGGACAAAAAUUUAACAUUGGCCGAAAAAGAGAAAUUUCAGAAUGAAACAGGUCUAGUGAUAACGAAAAAAGUAAAGUACCUGGGGGUAAACUUAACAUCUAAGAAUGUGAAUUUAUUUAAGGACAAUUAUGAUAAAUGUUGGACAGAGGUAAAGAAGGAUCUAGAAAUAUGGUCAAGGUUGAAACUUUCUUUGUUAGGCCGAAUUGCUGUUAUCAAGAUGAAUGUAUUGCCUAGAAUGUUGUUUUUAUUCCAGACAUUGCAGAUUUUGGACAAGAUGGACUGUUUCAAGAAGUGGCAGAAAGAUAUAUCUAAAUUUGUCUGGCAGGGCAAAAAGCCCAGAAUAAAAUUUAAGAUUCUAACUGAUGCUAAAGAUAGAGGGGGGUUUGCCCUGCCGGACUUAAGACUCUACUAUGAAUCGGCGGCUUUCUGCUGGUUGAAACAGUGGCUACUUCUUGAGAAUACAGAUAUUUUGGAUCUAGAAGGGUUUGAUAAUAGAUUUGGUUGGCAUGCAUAUAUAUGGUAUGAUAAGGUUAAACUGCAUAAAGGUUUCAAAAACCAUAUUGUUAGGAAAGCAUUAUACAAUGUUUGGAUGCGGUAUAAAGAUCUAUUGGAAAGUAAAACUCCCAGGUGGUUGUCACCAAUGGAAGCUAAAGAGGUGAAAAAACUUAAUAUGGAGUCUAAAUGGCCAAAAUAUUGUGAAAUUCUAGAACAAGAUGGGGAAAAAGUUAAAUUACAGAGCUAUGAGAAAUUAAAGUCCAAAGUGCGAGAUUGGUUGCACUACCUUCAGAUAAACGAGACAUUUAAACAGGACAGGAAAAUAGGUUUCCAGAUGGAGAGGUCAAAAUUAGAAACAGAACUGUUAGAACCCAAUACUAAGAAUCUGUCGAGAAUGUAUAAUCUGCUGUUGAAAUGGAACACACAGGAUGAAACGGUGAAAUCAGCUAUGAUAAAAUGGGCACAAGAUAUUGGUCAUAACAUUAUGUUUGCUGACUGGGAACAGUUGUGGACCACCGGUAUUAAAUUUACGGCAUGUAAUGCCUUAAGAGAAAACAUUAUGAAAAUGAUGUAUAGGUGGUACAUGACCCCAGUCAAGCUCGCAAAAAUUUAUCAUCUGCCCAAUAACAAAUGUUGGAAAUGUAAUGAGACUGAAGGUACUUUUUAUCACCUUUGGUGGACCUGCCCGAGGAUAAAAGCUUUUUGGGAAAUGAUCUAUAAUGAAAUUAAGAAGGUUCUUAAAUGGACCUUCCCUAAAAAAAACCCGAGGCUUUUCUCCUGGGCAUUGUCGGCCAAUUGGUGAGAAGGAAGGACAGGACGUUUUUUAUGUAUGCGACUACAGCAGCAAGGAUUCUUCUAGCAAAGUAUUGGAAGACACAACAACUACCCACACUGGAAGAAUGGCAGACGAAGGUGAUCGACUAUAUGGGACUGGCGGAAUUGACUGGCAGAAUCCGUGACCAGGGGAAAGAGACAGUGGAAGAAGAUUGGAAGAAAUUUAAAGUUUAUCUUAGAACUUGUUGCAAAAUUCAGGAAUGUUAAAAUGUCAAGGGGUUGGGAAAUAGAGAACUGCAGCUGUAAUUAAUACUAUUAGAAGAACUUAAAAGAAAUUGAAUUGAAUAAUUAGUUGAUUGAGGAGUUGCUGAAGAAAUAUAAAACAAGGAUGCAGAAUAUGUGAGGUAUGGGUAAGUCCGGAAAGUAAGGCUUAUGAAAAAUGGUUAUGAAAUUAUACAUGUUUAUAUGUUUGUAUGUCGGUGUAUUGUGUAUUGUUUGUUUUCUUAUCUUGUGUUUGGAAAAUGAAUAAAAAUUUAUUUAAAAAAAAAAAAAAAAAAAAAAAUAGAAGUUAAAAUCAGUGCCUCCUGUCACAUGCAGGUAAAAGGUAAAGGUAAAUGACCCCUGGACAGUUAAGCCCAGUCAAUGGGGACUAUGGGGUGCAGCGCUCAUCUCACUUCAUACAUGCGUACCCUUACUUUACCUCUGGGUUUGAUUUGUGGAGAGACGUUUCUCAGCCAAUGACAUUUGGUUGGUCUGAUGCAUCCUAAAACCUUUUUGGUUAACUGAGCCAUUUUUUUCCUGAACAGCUCAGCUGGGUAUCCAAAAACUCAGCUGCCGUGUACUUGAGACUCAAAAGUUGGAGGUAACAAACUUUAGGACGUCUGCUACAAACAGUGAGACAAUGUGGGUGACAUAAUGGCAAAAAAUGUGUGUUUUUUAGCAUAAUCUACUGAUUUUGUUGUGAUUAUAUUUAUCCCAGCAUCUAAACCCAACAUUCUGUUGCUGGAAAAGAUAAACAAUUCAUUGCCAUCCCCACAGCUAGCAAGCAUCCGUUACGAUUGCAAUUGCACUGGGGAGUGUGGUUGAAACAUUGGAAAGUGAACCUUGACUCUGAAAUGCUCAGAUACCCAGUGAUCAUUAAGCAUAAUGGCCCCGGGCCCUUUUCGCUGUCACCUGCUAACACAAGGACAGACGUGUUGGAUUAGAUCAAAAGUCUAUCUGGUCCAACAUCCUGUUUCCCACAGUGACCAACCAGAUGCCUCUGGGAAGCCCACAAGCUGGACACAGUGGCAACAACCCUCUCUUGUGGUUGUUCCCUGGCAACUGCUGCUAACUUCUGAACAUUCAGGUUUGAUACAGCUAUCAUGCUACUCGAAGGAUAAAAGGAUUGAGAGCUGGAAGUCACCCUGCAGUCCAUCUAAUCCAGCCCCAGCUCAGUGCACAAACCUCCUUGCAACUUCUUCCCCUUCCCUACCCAGUUGCUGAAGAUGGGGUGAUCUGUAUACAAAUUCUGUCAAGACCCAGCUCCCAGCUUCUCUAUGGUGGCCUUGCCUAGCCUGGAGGGCAGGGAUCUUGUUCGAGGGCUCUUGCUGGGAAGAACAUUGACUCUGGAAAAGAUAUACUAGUUUUGCUGCUUUGAGAUUUUACUUUCCUAUUGUUAUGCUUUAAUAUGAAAUAUUAGUUUGAAUCAUUAUUAUCACUUAAUAUUGCUGUAAGAUUGAAUUUAUUAAUAAGGUUUAUUCCAGCCUACUGAAAUGUUGUUUCUAUUACUUUUUAACUUUUGCUAAUAUAUCCUAUAAAUAGCUAGUGAAUUAUCUUGAAACACUACACACAAGUCCCACUUUACAAACACUCGCUAUGUUCAUUUCCGAACACAAGGAAUUAGUACCCAAGCCUCACUAUACAGGUGUGCAUGACAAAUUCUGUGAUUGAGGACGCAUUAGAAUUUCCCCCAUAGGAAUCAUUGGAAAGAAUCAACUUGUUAUGUGAACGGAAAUUGUUGACAGGUUACGCAAACACUCGCCUAACAAAUAAUUUCCAAGGAAUGCAUUGUGUUCGUAAACUAGGACCUGCGUGUAUUUUAUGCAUUGUUUUAUUGGGAUCACAUUGCUUUGAGCAUAGUUUACUAUGGAAAACAGAAAUGCAAAUAAACUGAUGAUGAUGAUGAUGAUGACAGGGGCAGUAAGUGUGUCCUCCUGUCACUACCCAGACCAAUAACUCUGUUCUUAGUUACUUACACAUUCACACAAGCUCUGAAGUUCAGAAUGUGCAAAGAUGCCACAAAAAAGCCUUACGCUCUAGUGGCAGAAAGGGAAUGACACCAUGAAAUCCUUCUUAAAUAACUAGUAAAAGGGAUAAAACUGUUAGAAGGAUAAAUAUUGCAUGUGCUGAAGCUGUGCAUUUAACAGUUUUCCACUCCAGAGCACCAGGGCCCCGUGCAGCGGAGCAUCAAGUUCAGAGUGAUGCCUCAAUCUGUAAUCUGACUGCUGAGGAGCCAAAGAAGUCUUGGGCAUCGGUGUUUGCAAAGGACGCAAUUUAAGGUUGGAGAAUCUGGAGAAGGAUGCUGGUGUUACUAUCCACAACUAAGCUCCUGGCAGUGUGUGUAUGCGUGUGUUUGUGUGUGUGCAUAGAUGAUACUCUUUCCUUUGCCAUAUGUGAAGCAGCAGCAGUCUGUUGCUGCAGAUGUCUCCUGAAGACUUACCUUUUUGCCCAGGCUUUAUCUGACC